AUGAUUGAAUCCGGGAGGAGCUGUAGGGCUGUAGCGACCGAGAUGGGUGUUGGCAAGACACAAAUACAGUCGGUGAUGAAAAGAAAACGAGAAAUUAUUGAAGAGUAUGAAGGGGACGGUAAUCUACAAACCAAGCGUCCGCGGAAAGCCACAGAAUAUGACGAUCUAAAUGACCUUGUUCACAAGUGGUUCUUAGAUGCUACUGGGCGUCACGUGAACAUAUCAGGACCACUCCUGAAAGAACGGGCGCUCAAGUUCGCAGCAGAAUUGGGGUUAGCGUCGUUCAAGGCAUCAAAUGGGUGGCUCGACUCAUUCCUAAGACGCCAUAAUAUUGUAUUCAAAACACGGACGGGUGAGAGAGCGGAGGUGGAUCCAGUCGUAGUGGAUGACUGGAAAAAGCGUCUACCGACCUUCUGUGAAGGUUAUCAACCGUGUGACAUCUAUAACAUGGAUGAAACAGGAUUAUUGUACAAACAAAGCACAAGUGCGACGUUCUUCAAGAAAGGCGAGACAUGUGCCGGCGGGAAGAUGGCGAAAGAGCGCAUCACUGUGGGUUUAUGUGCCUCGGUAACGGGAGAUAAGCUGCCCCCAAUGACCCUUCAAUUAUUUUCGGAAAGAUUCUUUUCGCUUAGCGUGCUGAAGUCUAUCGCCAGAGCAGCGUUAAGUGAGUAUGGACGUGAAACAGACGUUUAA
Dreissena polymorpha is the source of this 693-nucleotide messenger RNA. RefSeq names its product tigger transposable element-derived protein 4-like. Gene Ontology annotation, molecular function: DNA binding. The record is from RefSeq and is a predicted model, not a curated record. NCBI's taxonomy places the organism in Eukaryota, Metazoa, Mollusca, Bivalvia, Myida, Dreissenidae. The coding region runs from base 1 to 693 and encodes 230 amino acids. Gene Ontology annotation, cellular component: nucleus. The transcript is spliced from 3 exons.